AUGUUCUCCCAGGUGAAGCGAAAAUCAUUCUUCUACUACCUGCCUGAUUCCUUUCCCAUAAGGUUUGCUUUCCCUAUGAUGCGAGGAACAUGGUUUCUUCAUGUGGAAGUUAAGCAUUUAAAAUGCUUGUGUAUUCCGUGUUCACCCUGUGAUGAAGAAGUUCUUUCAAAACAUAAGGACUUAGUGACCUGCAAAGGUGGCAAGGCAAGAUGUAACAGUGAGGAAAAGAAAGUGAAAGGGUUCCAACCCAAUGCAUGUUUAGUAGAAGAGCAUGAAACCACUAAUCUUGAUUCAAAGAAGCAGGAGGAAAAUGGAAUUUCUCAUGAAAAUGAUGCUCAAAAUGCAGCCACUGGUAUGGCUAAGAGUUCAUAUGCAAUGCCAGAGAAUAAAGUUGAAAAUUUGGUUGAGUUGCAUGCUAACUCGAUGCAAGGCAGUCAUAGUAAGAUGUCAACACAAGUGAUAUCUGUCACAGGUAUAAUCAAUAAAUAUUUUACAAGUUUCAAUGGCAUUGACAAUUUUAGCAGCUCUUCAAACUCAGAUCUUACCUCUAGAGCUGUUCAUAGUGAGAUUGAAGUUCAUUCAAGCAGCAAAGAACAUGGUUGCUUGAAGAUAAAAAGAAAUUCCUUGCCACAGUUCACUCCCAAAACAUCUCCACAUGUCUUGCAUGCUCCAUUGCACGAUGACUUGGUAUCCAAAAAACCAGGAAGCAAAAGUAGAAAAUUGAAAGCUAGAAAACAUCCUUUAUCAGGGAGCAAAAAUAAAAAAUCGAAAAUUGGGACACGUCUUCUUUCAGCUUCAAGGAGUCUUGGGGUUUCUAUCACCAACCAUGACCAUACACUUCCUUUCCGAAUAUGUAGAGAUAAAAAACUACUGCAGGGAAAAUCUCAAAUGAUGGGUUCAAUAUUUUCUAUCUGUGACACUGAUGAUGAUUGA
This is a messenger RNA of Sphenostylis stenocarpa, 933 nucleotides long. Lineage: Eukaryota; Viridiplantae; Streptophyta; Magnoliopsida; Fabales; Fabaceae. The record is from the annotation of a GenBank genome assembly.